AAAUAAUGUUUUUUGUUGAAUCCAAAGAAGAAAUUUGUUUUGACUGUAGAAUGUGGUUCUGGAGAGGAACAGCAAGUAUAACCCAGUGAAUCAUACUUUUCAAACAAAAAGCAGCAUACAGGAAAAGAUCAAGGUUUAUUAUGCCUCACUUACUAUCAAAGAAAAAUGUAAUGGCAGAUGCAGUGUUAGCAAAUUCAUGGUGCUCUCUUCACUUUUCCACAGCAGAUGAAUGACUGUAAUUGAUGGACUGGCCAGACAGACUAAAACAAAAUAACAUUUGUCUUUGACAGAUCAAGGAUUCACCUGCUUUCUUUUUAGAGAAAAACAUGAAAGCUGGAAUGAAGUUUUAUUGGAAGUGAUGCACCUUCAUUUUCAGUAACAGGCAGAUGGGUGCUGGAGUGACAGAAGGAGUCCAUCAAAGGCUGAGAUGAAGCAGUAACAUCCUGCCUGCAAAAGGGAGCCUUUCCACCAGGGUGCUGAUGGAUCAUCAGCCUCACUCAGUCAAAGAGAAAACUUAAUCUGCAGUAAGUGAGGCUCAGGUGUGAGGCCAGAGCACUUCUACUCACCAGCAAUGACCGCCUCUACAGAAGCUGUCAGCAGAGGUCCCUAUGGUCUGCUGAAACCUGGAGCUUCCCUUUUCUUCCCAGGAUAUGAGGAUGGACAUAAAUUUUGGAAACAAUAACAACUACAUGAACAUGGCAGAGGCAAAUAAUGCAUUUCUUGCUGCAAAUGAGCAGACGUUCCAUACGCCGAGCCUUGGGGACGAGGAGUUUGAAAUCCCACCCAUUACCCCCCCGCCCGAGUCAGACCCCUCACUGGGCAUGGCAGACAUACUGCUCCCCUUUCAGGGCCUUGGUGACCAGCUGCCUGCACAAGGAAAUGAAUUUACACCUCAGUUUCCCCCCCAGAGCUUGGAUCUUCCCUCUAUCACAAUAUCCCGGAAUCUGGUGGAGCAGGACGGCGUCAUCCACAGCAAUGGACUGCAUAUGGAUCAGAGUCACAGCCAAGUCUCCCAGUACCGGCAGGACCACUCUCUGAUUAUGAGAUCCAUUGUGCACAUGACUGAUGCUGCUCACUCGGGAAUUAUGGCUCCCUCCCAGCUCACCACCAUCAACCAGUCUCAGCUGAGCGCGCAGCUGGGGCUAAAUUUAGGAGGCACUAAUUUGCCACACACUUCUCCCUCCCCUCCUGCAAGUAAAUCAGCCACUCCUUCCCCAUCUAGCUCUAUCAAUGAGGAAGAUGCAGAUGAAUCAAACAGAGCUACUGGAGAAAAAAGAGCUGCCCCAGAUUCUGGCAAGAAGCCCAAGACCCCAAAGAAGAAGAAAAAGAAAGACCCCAAUGAGCCACAAAAGCCAGUGUCAGCAUAUGCCCUUUUCUUCAGGGACACACAAGCUGCAAUUAAAGGACAGAACCCAAAUGCUACAUUUGGAGAUGUUUCAAAAAUAGUGGCAUCUAUGUGGGACAGCUUAGGAGAAGAACAAAAACAGGUAUAUAAAAGAAAAACUGAAGCUGCCAAAAAAGAAUACCUAAAGGCACUUGCUGCCUACAGAGCAAGCCUUGUUUCUAAGGCUGCUGCAGAAUCUGCUGAGGCCCAGACAAUUCGUUCUGUUCAGCAAACACUGGCAUCCACAAAUUUGUCUUCCUCCCUCAUUCUGAAUAGCUCUCUUUCGCAACACGCGACGGUGCCGGCAUCUCCCCAAACUCUCCAGCAGCCCCUUUCCAGAGCCAUUGCUCCAAAACCCUUGACCAUGAGACUGCCAAUGAAUCAGAUUGUAGCUUCUGUUACCAUUGCCCCAAACAUGCCAACAAACAUUGCAGCUCCAUUGAUAAGCUCCAUGGGCUCAAACAUGGUGGCAACGCCGUCUUCGUCUCAGCUCAGCCCCUCCAUGCAAAGCCAGCAGCACCAGAUGCAGCAGCUCCAGCAGCAGCAGAUGCAGCAGAUGCAACAGCAGCAGCUACAUCAGCAUCAAAUGCAUCAGCAAAUACAACAGCAAAUGCAGCAGCAGCAUUUUCAGCACCACAUGCAGCAACAUUUGCAGCAGCAGCAGCAGCAGCAGCAUCUCCAGCAGCAGAUGAAUCAACAGCAGAUGCAACAGCAACUGCAGCACAUACAGCUUCAGCAAAUGCAGCAGCAGCAAAUGCAGCAUAUGCAACACCAGUCCCAGCCUUCUCCUCAGCAGCAUUCCCCGGGAGCCCCGCAGAUCACUUCUCCCAUCCCUGCCAUUGGGAGCCCUCAGCCAGCACCUCAGCAGCACCAGUCACAAAUACAAUCUCAGACACAGACUCAAGUAUUAUCACAGGUCAGUAUUUUCUGAAGAGAAACGAUCUUGCAACAUGGCUUUGUGUUGAUGGAGGGGUAGGGGUAAACCAUAUUUGGCUGAAAACUGUAAAUUGUUGAUGGUAGUUAUGCAGGGAUGCAUAACAGAUCAAAUGAUCCUCUAAAGUGUCUAUUAGAUAGGCAAUAAAGAACUACAAUGUAGCUGUGUAUCAUCUUUUAGCUGACUAUAAAUCCUUUUGUUUAAAAGAAAAAAUGCUCUUCUCUUUUUCAUGUGAUGCCUUUUUAAUUUAUUUAAGCUUUACCUACAAUAUGUGAAUCAACUGGCCUAAAAAUUACCUGGACCUUAUGACUGCAGAAUGGCCUUUCAGAGUUAUAUGCUAUAGCCCUUCUUUCUCUAAAAGUGACUAAUGCACUUCAAGGCAGUAUGAACUCAUGAAGCCCUUAAAGCACAGUUGUAACUACCUGUAAAAUUAUGAUUGGAUUUCAUACAAUCGUACUUGUAUGACAUGAGUUAGUUGAUGGCAUUUUUUGUCAUGAAAAAAUAGAGUAAAUCACAGAUUUUUGCCAAAGCUCUUAUUUUUUUUUUUCUUUUUCUUUCCUAAAUGUCUUCAGAAAAACAAAUGCAAGUAACUGGACGUAAAUGUUUGACCCAAGUUUUCACUUCAUUUCUCCAAAUAAACCUGCCAUAGUUCGUAAGAAAAUAUAUAUUGACAUUUACCUUCUUACGCUAAUUCCAAUUACAGAACAAAUGUGAAUAUUAUAUUCUGUGUCCAAGUGAUGAGUUUCAGAUUUAAUACACUGUAUUUUUAAAAGGGAAAUGCACUUAAAUAAAACUGUUAUUACAGAAAGCUAAGAUGAGAAAUGCAAGUUAUUAAUACGCUGUAAAACCAGUAGAAUAUUUAAAUGAAACUCCACAACUGAAUAAUCAAUGUAAAUAUUUUCUUUAAAAGUUGUAAGUUUUCAUAUCAUGUGUUGUAAAGUUUUCAUAAAUGAGGCUUUAAUGUAAACACUGGUAACAUGAAUUAUUAAUUGCUACAUUGCUUAUUGUGUUUUUAUGCUGUUUUAUACUUUUUUAUGAGUUAUGAUAGCAGCAAUUAAGUUGUUUGUAUUUUGCUUAU
Serinus canaria (Common canary) is the source of this 3396-nucleotide messenger RNA. It is a transcript of the gene TOX3, whose product is annotated as TOX high mobility group box family member 3. Gene Ontology annotation, cellular component: nucleus. NCBI's taxonomy places the organism in Eukaryota, Metazoa, Chordata, Aves, Passeriformes, Fringillidae. The transcript is spliced from 8 exons. The record is from RefSeq and is a predicted model, not a curated record. Bases 651 to 2315 code for a protein of 554 amino acids. Gene Ontology annotation, biological process: regulation of transcription by RNA polymerase II. Gene Ontology annotation, molecular function: chromatin DNA binding.